AUGGUCUUGACUGGGAAAGCCCUUGAUUGGGCCAUUACCCUCUGCUCUGGCGCUGGCUUCCUCCUCUUCGGUUAUGACCAAGGCGUCAUGUCCGGCCUGUUGACAGGCACCGCAUUUACCAAGGUUUUCCCCGAAAUCGAUACACAAAGGGGAGGUAGCUCGUCUCUUCAGGGCACUGUCGUCGCCAUCUACGAAAUCGGAUGUUUCUUUGGAGCAAUCUUUACCUUCAUCUUCGGCGAGCGUUUGGGACGUCGCAAGUGUAUCAUGCUUGGCUGCACCGUCCUCACCAUCGGUGCCGUCAUCCAGUGCUCCUCAUAUGGCAUCGCUCAGCUUAUCGUCGGCCGUAUCGUUGCUGGUCUUGGAAAUGGUUUGAACACUUCAACCAUUCCUGUCUGGCAUUCUGAGCUCAUGCAGGCCCACGACCGUGGCAAGGGUCUCGCCAUCGAGUUCAUCCUGAACAUUUUCGGUGUCGCCCUGGCCUACUGGGUCGACUAUGCCUUCAGCUUUGUGGACAACGAGUCUCAGUUUCGCUUCCCCAUCGCUUUCCAGAUUCUAUUCGCCCUCGUUUGCCUUGGCAUGAUCGUCUUCCUCCCGGAGUCCCCCCGUUGGCUGCUCAACCAUGGCCAGGACGAACAGGCCCGCAACGUGCUCUGGCGCCUCCAGCCCAACGCCAAGGAGAUUGGCGAGGACGCGGAACCCGUCAACAACGAAAUCGCUAUCAUCCGACACACUCUGUAUGAGGAGAAGGAGAUCGCCGGCGGCACCACUUUCACCGCACUUCUCAAAGACGGCCCUCAGCGCUUCCGCUACAGAACCCUUCUUGGUAUCGGUGGCCAAUUCAUGCAGCAACUCAGCGGAAUCAAUUUAAUCACUUAUUAUGCCGCCGUCAUAUUCGAAACGAGCAUUGGCAUGUCGCACAAUACGGCGUUGCUCGUUGCUGGGGCGAACGGCAUCGCGUACUUUCUCUCUACAUUCCCUGUUGUCUGGGUUCUCGAUCGCCUCGGCCGCCGUAAGCUCAUGCUCUUCGCCGUCAUCGGCCAAUCCUGCUGCAUGGCCAUUCUCGCUGGCACCGUCUCUGAUGGCAGCAAAUCGGCCGGUAUCGUCGCUGCCAUCAUGCUUUUCCUCUUCAACUUCUUCUUCGCCAUCGGCCUGCUCGCCAUCCCCUGGCUGCUUCCCGCCGAAUACGCGCCGCUUGCCAUUCGUACCAAGGCGGCAUCGCUGGCCACCGCUUCCAACUGGAUCUUCACCUUCCUCGUCGUCGAGAUCGUGCCCGUCUCCAUCAACAGCAUCGGCUGGAAAACGUACAUCUACUUCGCCAUCUUCAACGCCUUCUUCGUGCCCCUCAUCUACUUCUUCUACCCGGAGACCAAGAACCUCUCGCUCGAGGAAAUCGAUCGACUCUUCACCGGCGACAAGGUCAUCAUGCACCUGCCCGACAGCAUGCGCCUCUCCGCCGACACCGCUGCCAUCAGCGGGAACAUGGGCGCCGAUAAAGAUGGAGUCGCCGUGCUAGAGGAUGUCAAACUCAAGGAGCAGGCUUAG
Messenger RNA from Diplodia corticola, 1542 nucleotides. Its product is annotated as sugar transporter. Gene Ontology annotation, cellular component: membrane. The record is from RefSeq and is a predicted model, not a curated record. The coding region runs from base 1 to 1542 and encodes 513 amino acids. Gene Ontology annotation, biological process: carbohydrate transport; transmembrane transport. Lineage: Eukaryota; Fungi; Ascomycota; Dothideomycetes; Botryosphaeriales; Botryosphaeriaceae. Gene Ontology annotation, molecular function: carbohydrate:proton symporter activity. The transcript is spliced from 7 exons.